Drosophila novamexicana is the source of this 1612-nucleotide messenger RNA. RefSeq names its product endoribonuclease rege-1. The record is from RefSeq and is a predicted model, not a curated record. Lineage: Eukaryota; Metazoa; Arthropoda; Insecta; Diptera; Drosophilidae. The transcript has 5 exons. Gene Ontology annotation, cellular component: nucleus; cytoplasmic ribonucleoprotein granule. Bases 76 to 1536 code for a protein of 486 amino acids. Gene Ontology annotation, molecular function: mRNA binding; RNA endonuclease activity.
UCAAAUACCGAAAUUAAUACGCAUAUAUUUCUCAUCUGACAUUAGUAUCAAAUUACCUACGACGCUAGUACCACAAUGCCGCCCACUAAACCUCAAUUCCAAAAGUUUAAAGAUGAUCAAAUUAAGAAGCCGCUGAAGCGCUUGAAUAACACAAACCCCAAGCCGAAUAGAAAUAAUUACGCGCAGAAACUGGCAAUUUUAAUAAAACGCCGAGCAUUUAAUACACCAUACAAGGGCGCAUUAAUUGCAGCCGGUUCCAAGCGAAAAUUGGACUUUCAGCGUGGGAAAAACCAACAGACAGAACAGCCUCUACCAAAACCAAAGUUUUAUCGUAACAAUCAGGCGACGGGCUCAAUGAAAUUGGAGGAGGAGGAGGAGGAGGAGGAGGAGGAGGAGGAGCAGGUGGAGGAGAUUAUUGAAGAGAUUGAGAGUAGCGAUGAGGAUGAUUGCAUUGUAUUGGAACCGAAUGUGGCUAAAAUCAACAUUGACGAUGAUUCAGAGGAUGAGACGAUGAACAAGGAGCCAGCAAACAGCAAUGCAAUGUAUGAUGAUAAUCCGACAUUCAGUCGCUUUGAGGUGGAUAGGAAGCGAGAAAUUCGCUUGUGGGAAAGUUUUUCAAAUAGCUCAAGCCAUCCGGCAGCGUAUCCCGUAAAGAGCGCUAGUCCAGCAACAAACAAUGAUACUUGCAUUAUAAUUGAUGAUAGCUUUGAUAAUUUGAACAGGAAUCAUAGUCCUGUUUGCAUUAUUGAUGAUCGCCGAGAUGCUGCGGUGGCCAGCGUAAAGAAGCCGCCGACGAUAAAGCCAGAUAAUACAUUAGAUGAUAGUGUAAUAUUUGUUCAAGAAGACUUUAUACCUCUGUCCAACGACAGAUGCGACGAUGGCAAUGGCUCAAAGAGGAAACGUCAUUUGAAAUCUAAGGAAGAUGGUUCUAAAUUGAACAAAACACCAAGGAUGACCACACAGCGUAUGAACGAGAGUCUCUUUACCACAACGGAACGCAAAAAACUGGCCGAUUAUAAUAGCAACACAUAUAAUCCAGGCAUGGAAAUGAACGGGCCCGUCUCCCAUAAGCGACCCAUCAUCAUCGAUGGCAGCAAUGUGGCCUUUGGCCAUGGUUGUUCCAACAUAUUCUCUGCGGAGGGCAUCAAAUAUUGUGUGGAGUACUUCCAAAAGAUGGGACACGAUGUCAAGGCUGUCAUACCAUUGUUUCGUCGCAAUCCCAACAAAUCUUCCAAUCCGGCGCUGCUCGAUCAAUUGCACAAGGAGGGCAAAAUUGUGUUUACACCCUGUAAAAAUCUGCCCAACCAACAGAGCAUCAGCUACGAUGAUCGCUUUAUACUACAAUUGGCGUAUGAACGCAAUGCAGCGGUCGUUUCCAAUGAUAAUUAUCGAGAUCUAAUAACUGAAAAUGUGGCAUUCAAAAAGAUAAUUGAGAAUCGAGUGAUUGGCUAUUCAUGGUGCGAUAAUAUACUUAUACUACCCAAGGAUCCCUACGGUAGAUUUGGGCCACCGUUGGCUGAAAUUUUACGUUGUUAGAGUUGAAAGAGUUUUUGUUUAUCGUUAAAUUUAGUGUAUUAUAAUUUGUAUCAAAUUAAAUAUAAGAUAGUACUUA